Molecule: messenger RNA, 821 nt
Organism: Gekko japonicus
Lineage: Eukaryota; Metazoa; Chordata; Lepidosauria; Squamata; Gekkonidae
Gene: BOLA1
Product: bolA family member 1
Exons: 2
Coding region: 124-567 (147 amino acids)
Cellular component (GO): mitochondrion
Source: RefSeq, a predicted model, not a curated record
GCUCUCGACUGGUCGCAACGUCUGCAAGGGCGGAGGACUACGUUGCCCAGAAUCCGCCCGGCGAAGGACGCAGGUCGGCGCUGGACGAGGCGGCUGCCGCGAAGCCCAACUCUCCGUCCUCCGAUGGUGCCCUCCCGCCUGCUGCUUCUGCCUCGCCUGCUCCGCUGGCCCUCGCUGACCCGUGCCUACUCGGCGGCAGGGGGCAACCCUGCCAUGGAGAAGCCGGUGGGGGCGGCCAUCCGGGCCAAGCUCCAAGAGGCCCUGCAGCCCGUCCACCUGGAGGUCAUCGACGACAGCCACAUGCACGCCGUGCCCCGGGGCUCGGAGACCCACUUCCGGGUGGUGGUGGCCAGCCCCAGCUUCGAGGGCCUCUCCCUCAUCCACCGCCACCGGCUGGUGAACGACAUCCUGCAGGAGGAGCUGGCCGGCCCGGUCCACGCCCUCUCCAUCCAAGCCAAGACCCCGCAGCAGUGGAAGAAGAACCCCGCCCUCGGCCAGAGCCCCCCGUGCCUUGGCGGGUCAAAACACGACCCACACAUGGCCAGCAAAAUGGGGACGCGGGAGUGAAGUCCGCCGGAGGACGGGGGGCCCCCGGGAGCCGUGUGGAGGGGCCCGACCACCGUGACAUCUCAAAGCCCACUUCCGCUGCUACCACACUGAAGCUUUGCCUCACCGCCGUUCAUUGCGAGGAGGUUUCCUGGGCCCUGCCGUUUCUCUGCUCGACAGGCCGGCUGUCUGGCUUUUGCCACAGCAGAGGGGUUUGGCUUCCUUGAAGACGAACGUUCUGGGUCUUGUGCUUUCCAAAGCCAAUUAAACCUCUC